CAUGACACUCCACUAACACUUCUUGAUCGAUGAGUCAAUCAGCAUUACAGUUUGCUCACGGCAAAUCUAUAAGAAGACGUCGUUGAACCCAUGAAGCACCUGUGUUCUCUUGAAGUGUCAUAUUGUCGCUAAAACCAUCAUUACCUCCGAACAUCUCUUAAGGUGUUGCACCUCAACCAUGGCCGUGGAUCGCAAGCGCAAACGUGCAACCGAGGAGGUCGUUGCCGUCAAACCCAUCAAAGUCCCACGUGCCUUUCUCGAGACCACGCGAGACAUCGUCUCAGUCCCCGUCACCACACCCGGGAACGCCGAAGCCCAGCUCGAGCUCAUCGCACUCUCAGAUCGCACACUCUUUGAGAAGAAAGUCUGGUCUCUCUUAUGUCAAAUCCCGCCGGGUCAUGUAUCGACCUACGGGCUCAUGUCGGCACAUCUGAACUCAUCUCCGCGAGCCGUCGGUAACGCGCUGAGAAGAAAUCCAUUCGCACCCGGAGUCCCGUGUCAUAGAGUUGUGGCGACGGGCGGACAGCUUGGUGGUUUCAAAGGUCAUUGGUCCAGAAAUGGGGAGGGUAUCACUAUCGACGAAAAGAAAAAGCUAUUAGGAAAAGAAGGCGUCAAGAUUGAUCCGAGUGGAAAAGUGUUGGGGACGCCUUGGGCUGCUUUUGUUUGAUUCGAAUUUUGCUUGGGUUAGGAGUGGUCAACCGGAAAGAACCCAAACAUGGUGUUCGGGGUACAUAUUGAAUAAUAUUUAGAUGUAUUGAGCAGCGCGGACUGCGUUCUGAAGAUUACAUUCCUUCUAAUGACCAGUUCUCGGGUUUCCACCUGAUAAAUCAGGUACACACCUAUGGCAACCACUUUAGGUAGCUUUCAGGAGAACAGAAGAUAGCUCUGUUCCUCACCGUUACACCACACUUCCUAUCAAGGGACUGCUAUUGAUCACUAUAUGUUACGUGUCUAUCAUUUACUACAUUCG
This is a messenger RNA of Truncatella angustata, 970 nucleotides long. Its product is annotated as 6-O-methylguanine DNA methyltransferase. The coding region runs from base 179 to 667 and encodes 162 amino acids. Gene Ontology annotation, molecular function: methylated-DNA-[protein]-cysteine S-methyltransferase activity. Gene Ontology annotation, biological process: DNA repair. NCBI's taxonomy places the organism in Eukaryota, Fungi, Ascomycota, Sordariomycetes, Amphisphaeriales, Sporocadaceae. The transcript has 2 exons. The record is from RefSeq and is a predicted model, not a curated record.